Messenger RNA from Trichosurus vulpecula (common brushtail), 1938 nucleotides. RefSeq names its product acetylcholinesterase (Cartwright blood group) (gene ACHE). NCBI's taxonomy places the organism in Eukaryota, Metazoa, Chordata, Mammalia, Diprotodontia, Phalangeridae. Gene Ontology annotation, biological process: acetylcholine catabolic process; choline metabolic process. The record is from RefSeq and is a predicted model, not a curated record. Gene Ontology annotation, cellular component: plasma membrane. The transcript is spliced from 4 exons. The coding region runs from base 4 to 1836 and encodes 610 amino acids. Gene Ontology annotation, molecular function: acetylcholinesterase activity.
AGGAUGGCCAUGCGACUGUCUCUACUGCUUCUCCAUAGUCCUUCCCCACCCCUUCUCCUCCUCCUCUUCCUCCUGGGCAGGGGGAUAGAGGCUGAAACCACUGAGGAUCCUGACCUGCUGGUGACAGUCAAGCAGGGCAAGCUUCGUGGAAUUCAUCUCAAUGCCCCAGGAGGCCCCGUUUCUGCCUUUCUGGGUAUCCCCUUUGCUGAGCCCCCAGUGGGACCCAGGCGCUUCUUGCCUCCAGAACCCAAACGGGCAUGGACUGGGGUCCUGGAUGCCACAUCCUACCAACAUGUCUGCUACCAAUACGUGGACAACGUGUAUCCGGGUUUCCAAGGGUCUGAGAUGUGGAACCCUAACCGGGAGUUAAGUGAGGACUGCCUUUAUCUCAAUGUGUGGACGCCCUCUCCCCGACCCGCGGCUCCUGCGCCAGUCCUGGUCUGGAUCUACGGGGGGGGCUUUUACAGCGGGGCCUCCUCCCUUGAUGUUUAUGACGGACGGUUCCUGGCCAGGGCUGAGGGCACCGUGCUCGUUUCCAUGAAUUACCGAGUUGGUGCCUUUGGCUUCCUGGCACUGCCAGGGAGCCGGGAGGCACCCGGCAACAUGGGGCUGCUGGACCAACGUCUGGCGAUGCAGUGGGUACAGGACAAUGUGGCAGCCUUCGGAGGGGACCCAAGGUCAGUGACACUCUUUGGGGAAAGUGCUGGAGCCGCCUCUGUAGGCAUGCACUUGCUUUCACCUCCAAGCCGUGGGUUAUUCCAUCGGGCAGUGUUGCAGAGUGGGGCUCCCAAUGGACCCUGGGCCACUGUGGGGGCAGGUGAGGCUCGUAGGCGAGCCACCCUGCUGGCCCGGUUGGUGGGCUGUCCCACUGGCAGCAAUGACACUGAGCUGGUGGUCUGCCUGAGGACCCGUCCAGCCCAAGAUCUUGUGGACCAGGAAUGGCAGGUGCUACCCCAACAGAGUGUCUUCCGAUUCUCCUUUGUUCCUGUUGUGGAUGGAGACUUCCUCAGUGAUACUCCUGAGGCCCUCAUCAACGCUGGGGACUUUCAUGGCCUGCAGGUGCUGGUAGGUGUAGUACAGGAUGAGGGCUCCUAUUUCCUGGUCUAUGGGGCCCCAGGCUUCAGCAAAGAUAAUGAGUCUCUGAUCAAUCGAGCCCAGUUCCUGGCUGGAGUGCAGGUUGGGGUCCCUCAAGCGAGUGAGCUGGCCGCAGAGGCUGUGGUUCUGCACUACACGGACUGGCUACAUCCUGACGACCCUGCCCGGCUUCGUGAGGCCUUGGGUGAUGUCGUGGGUGACCACAACGUGGUGUGUCCUGCGGCCCAGCUAGCAGGGGGACUUGCUGCGCAAGGUGCCCGUGUUUACGCCUAUGUCUUUGACCAUCGAGCCUCUACGUUGUCCUGGCCCCUCUGGAUGGGUGUCCCACACGGCUACGAGAUUGAAUUUAUCUUUGGCCUUCCCCUUGAACCGACACUCAACUACACUGGCCCCGAAAGAGUCCUUGCCCGUCGCCUGAUGAGAUACUGGGCCAACUUUGCCCGUACUGGCGAUCCCAACGAGCCCCGGGAGCGCGAAGCCCCGCGCUGGCCUCCCUACACGGCGGGGGCUCAGCAGUACGUAAGCCUCAACCUGCGGCCGCUGGAAGUCCGGCGAGGGCUACGCGCGCAGGCCUGCGCCUUCUGGAACCGAUUCCUGCCGAAGCUGCUCAGCGCCACCGAUAGCCUGGAUGAGGCGGAACGCCAGUGGAAGGCGGAGUUCCACCGCUGGAGCUCCUACAUGGUGCACUGGAAGAACCAGUUCGACCAUUACAGCAAACAGGAGCGUUGCUCUGACCUGUGAAGGGGCUCAGGACCCUUGGAUCCUCCUUCGCCACUCCAGGAAGCUGGCCUCCCCCCACUGUCCCCAGCCCCACAGCUGUACAUACUAUUUAUUUCAGGGCUG